GCAAGUGAGAAGUACUCGUUUUUUGUGCAGCUUUGCUUCAUUCAGUGCUGUCUCAGGUGAAAUGUCUUGAGAUAUAGGUGAUAUUCAAUCCAAUAUUCUAGCUUACGAUCUUUUUCGUACCUUUUCGAGUCUUUGCUUUUUAAUUUAACAAUCCAUCAACAAUUCCAAAUAUAACUACACUCUCGAGUCUUCAUUAUUAUGUAACAUAAGCGCCCGAUCAUUUUGCCUCAUCGCCACCUCGCCACCAACCGUUGGACGGGAAUAGCGUCUUAUUCUUCCUCCAUCGCUGUCCGGUUCUUGCAUCAUGCAGCUCAUGGCACGGUCCCUGCCGACUUGUCCGUCGGUGCGGAGAUGGGGGGGGGGGGGGCAGCAGUGCUGGGGUCGACCAUUCCCGGCCGGCGCGGCGCGGCGGUGGGAAGGCGGUAUAGAGUCGUGACCGGUCGGCCGGCCCUUCACUCCAAGCCGAGAGCCUGCCGCUAGCAGAGCUCCCUGACACGCUCCAUCCGCCGCGCAGUUCGCACCCGCCCGCCGAGCCGCCGCCAUGGUGAACAACGAUCGCGACAAGGCUGCCGAGCAGCUCAACAUCUUCAAGGAGGCUGCCGCAAAGGAGGGCAGCACAAUCAUCACCACCGGCCACGGCCAGCCGGUGGGAAAGAAGACCGCCUCGGUCAGUAUCGGUCAGCGUGGACCGCUUCUGCUGCAGGAUGUGGCCUUCAUUGACGAGAUGGCGCACUUUGACCGCGAGCGAAUCCCCGAACGAGUGGUGCAUGCCAAGGGGGCAGGCGCCUUCGGCUACCUGGAGAUCACUCACGACAUCACCCAGUACAGCUGCGCCUCCGUGUUCUCCGAGGUCGGCAAGAAGACGCCGCUGGCCAUCCGCUUUUCCACGGUUGGAGGCGAGAGCGGCUCUGCCGACACCGUGCGCGACCCGCGCGGGUUCGCCGUCAAAAUCUACACGGAGGAGGGCAACUGGGACCUGGUCGGCAAUAACACGCCCAUCUUCUUCAUCAAUGACCCCAUCAUGUUCCCGAGCUUCAUCCACACCCAGAAGAGGAACCCGGCGACGCACCUGAAGGACGCCGACAUGUUCUGGGACUUCAUCACUCUGCGGCCGGAGACGAUGCACCAGGUGUCGUUCUUGUUCUCGGACCGCGGCAUCCCUGACGGUUACCGGCACAUGAACGGAUACGGGUCGCACACCUUCAAACUGGUCAACAAGGAGGGCAACGAGUACUGGGUCAAGUUCCACUACAAGACUGACCAGGGUAUUAAGAACCUUCCCGUCGAGAAGGCCAACGAGCUGGCCGGCAGCGACCCCGACUACAGCAUCCGCGACCUGUACGACGCCAUCGAGGACGGCAAUUUCCCCUCGUGGACGCUGUCCAUCCAGGUGAUGACGCCCGAGCAGGUGGACAGCUGCGGCUUCAACCCGUUCGACCUGACGCGCAUCUGGCCGCACUCGCAGUUCCCGCUCCUGCCCGUCGGAAAGAUGGUGCUCGACCGCAACCCCAAGAACUACUUUGCCGAGGUGGAGCAGAUUGCCUUCUCGCCGGCUAACAUGCCGCCCGGCAUUGAGGCCAGUCCCGACAAAAUGCUUCAGGGUCGCCUAUUCUCGUACCCGGACACGCACCGUCACCGUCUGGGCCCUAACUACAACCAGAUCCCGGUCAACUGUCCGUACCGGGCCCGCGUCAAGAACUACCAGCGAGACGGGCCGAUGUGCGUUGACGGAAACCAGGCGGACGCGCCCAACUACUUCCCCAACAGCUUCAGCGGACCUCAGGAGUGUCCCCGCGCCAAGCAGGUGGCCACCCGGCCCAAGGUGGCCGGGGACGCUGACCGUUUCGAUGAGUUCGACUCAGACCUGAGUCAGGUGCGUGCCUUCUGGGAGAAGACCCUCAGCGCUGAGGAGCGCGCGCGGCUGGCGGACAAUAUCGGGGGACACGCCAAGGACACGCAGGCCUUCAUUCAGGCUCGCAUCGUGAAGAACUGGAGCAUGGUGUGUGAGGACUUCGGCGCCCAGAUUCGCGACGCCCUUCUGAAGCACAACACCCCGAAGCGAGCUGACGAGCUGAAGGAGCUGCUGGCGGCCGCCGCCUGAGCUGUGGAGCCUCAUCGACGUCACCAGCGGCGACAGCCAAUCAGCGUGAUCAAAUGCGGGUCACGUGAUGACCGUGGACCAAUGAACGCGAGUCUUUGACGUAUUGGUGACCCGGGAUGUAACUCAUGGGCGGUAUAGCGGUGGUGGUGCAAACCGUUCGUUUAUCUCGUCAGUGUGCGUAAUCAACGCUUCAUACCAACUGAGGUCAUAGAGGUUGCGAGGAAAUGUUAUAAUCGUUAGUCUGGAAAGGUAACGAGUUUUAAUCUAUUUACUGUUGUGUUUCGCUGUAUUUUAAGGAUGAGGUAUCUACGUCAUUUGGAAAUAAAAUAUAUUCAUUAGCAUGUC
Messenger RNA from Amphibalanus amphitrite, 2446 nucleotides. RefSeq names its product catalase-like. Gene Ontology annotation, biological process: response to hydrogen peroxide; hydrogen peroxide catabolic process. Gene Ontology annotation, molecular function: catalase activity; heme binding. The record is from RefSeq and is a predicted model, not a curated record. Bases 542 to 2101 code for a protein of 519 amino acids. The transcript is spliced from 8 exons. Gene Ontology annotation, cellular component: cytoplasm; mitochondrion; peroxisome. Lineage: Eukaryota; Metazoa; Arthropoda; Thecostraca; Balanomorpha; Balanidae.